Zophobas morio is the source of this 851-nucleotide messenger RNA. RefSeq lists its product as uncharacterized. The record is from RefSeq and is a predicted model, not a curated record. The coding region runs from base 294 to 851 and encodes 185 amino acids. Gene Ontology annotation, molecular function: tRNA guanylyltransferase activity; magnesium ion binding. NCBI's taxonomy places the organism in Eukaryota, Metazoa, Arthropoda, Insecta, Coleoptera, Tenebrionidae. Gene Ontology annotation, biological process: tRNA modification. The transcript is spliced from 8 exons.
UAGUGAAUAAAUUUUAUGAAAAACUUUUAAGGGAAAACCAGAAAAGUACCGACUGGAUUAGUAAUGACUUAUAUCAACCUUCUCCUUGUCUUUCCAAGUUUUACUGGACACAAGUUGGUGAUUACGUGAAAAAGUGUGAACAACUAAAUUUUUCGGACAAUUCCGGAGAUUUCAUAUCUGGAUCUUAUUGGAUUUCUCUUAGACUAGAUGGAAAUGGUUUUGGUAAGUGGAUUCAAAAACUUCGAGAGCUGAAUUUAAUUUCAAAGCACGAACUUUCUGUAGACAUUUCUAAUAUGAUGGUGGAUGUUUGUGAAUUAUUCAUGUGUAAAUUUCAUGCCGUAUAUGGCUAUACUCACAGCGAUGAGCUGGUAAUAAUAAUUCCAAGUUGCCCCAUAAAAAAAAACGUCUUUCAACAGCAUCUUUAUAAUGGAAGGGUGCAGAAAUUGUGUUCCAUCGCUUCUUCUUUCGUCACAUGUAGAUUCGCAUUUUUACUAUUUGGUUUUUUUCACUCAAAAGGAGUUGAUCUCCAUCAUAAAAACUUUAAUUUUGACCUUUUUCCUACUUUUGACUGUCGCUUGGGCCGUUACUCUUCUAGAAGUGAAGGACUCCUUCUGGGCGCUGAACAGGCCGUGCGGAGUUGUACAAAGUCGACUUUGGAGUGGCUAAAAGCCAAUAAUCUUCUUCCUUUGCGGGAUUUACACGCUUACGGGACUUUUUUAAUGAAAGUUGAGAAACAAUUUAUUGGCACGAAUCCCGUAACUAACGAAAGUGUUACGUACACGAGAAGGGUCAUUGAAAAAACUUCUGGGAAUGUCAUUCAGUUUCUAAUCAAGAAUAACUUUUUUUUGUAA